AAUGUUAUAUAACAAACGGUUUCUUAAAUAUAUUUCUUAUAUAAACAAAAAUAAUUGUGAUGCGCGUUUUCCAAAAUAUAUUUCAUCUAAUGCUCGUUGAAUUAAUAUUUUGCAGAUAUUGCAAUUCAACAGUCUGGUACAUUAUUCAAUAUUGAUUCAAUAUUUGUUCAAUGUAUAUUAUGCAAUAUAGAUUUCAUAUAUAUAUGUUAUACAGAAUCGAUAUGAAUAAUUGUGACAGUAAAAUGAGCGAUUGUGACAUUGCGAUGUAUCUAAAUUAAAAAUAAAAUUGUAAUUAUUUUUAUUAAACACAUAAUAAAUAAAUAAUUUUAUAACUAAAAAAGAACAAGAAAAUUUCCUGGUGUUGUAGAAAUACAUAAGUCGUCUUCGAAAAAGAGGACAUCAGAAAUUUGGCUAUUGUAGCAGACUCUCGUUAUUUUAACUUCGAGAGUUGAUCGCAAAAUAUACAAUAAGAUAUAUUAUAUAAUAUAAUAAAAAAAAAGAAAAAUUUGCUGGUUUUUCUAGCUCAUUAUUUUAAACUGCUAUUUAGAAAUAUUCAAAUUAUUCUCAAGAGCAAAUUCGAACAAAACGCGGAUCAACAAAGGUUUUCAACAACUCAUUAUUAUUAUUAUCGUUACUACAUGCAUUUUGGCUUGGAAAAGAAUCUACAAUAAUGAAAUGGCGUGUGUGUUUAAGAAGAAAAAAAGGAAACGAAAUGAGUAUCUUACGAAAACAUCGCAAAAAAUUUACGCACGCAUUGUUCGCCCUUGUUGCACAAUGCCAUUCAUCAAUGGAAAGCCCACAUCACCUCCAUCUGUAUACUCGUCAGACAAGAAGUAAAAGGGCUAUCUCACAAGGAGUCUUAUAUCAGUUACAAGACGCGAUUAGAUAAAGCUAUAUGACAGAGACUUCGAGUGGCACGCACGUUUCGGGGCAUCAAAUUUUCGUGCAAGCAAAGUGCAUCUUCCUUUUUAUCAGAAUUGUCAACCUGGAGGUCGGUCCCCAUUGGUCCUUCAAGGGAAUGGCGGGAGUACCGAGAAGCCAGCCUAGGAGACCUCCAGCGAGGGAGCUGCGGAACGUUGCACUGUCAGUUGUGCUUUGCUUCGCCGUACGGAGCGUAGUCGCCGGCGCGCACGGCCAGCAUGAGCAUCUAUCUCGUCGACAAACCUUCUCUCAGUGUAAAUACGAUGUCGACUGUAUUCCGAAUGCGUUUUGCCGGAACCAGCAGACGUGCUCGUGCAAAGACGAUUACAUCGAGUUCAGGAGUAACAAUAACUACAAAUGUCUAAGAGUGGCCACUCGCAUCGGCGAUCCCUGCGAGGAGGACGUCCAGUGUGAGUACACGUUUACCCCGCAAUCGGAAUGUCGAGAAGGCGCUUGUCAGUGCGCCCACGAUUCCCACUUCACGAACGGGAGGUGUUACGAGUCCGUCGGUUUGGGAAAACGUUGUCGCUCGAAUCGCAAUUGUCAUAUCAAGAAUACCUUUUGCGAAUACGGUUUCUGCACUUGCGGUUUGCGUCAUCAUGCGAAUCCUGACAAUACCAGCUGCGUCCCGAGUGCCAAGUUGGGUGAGCACUGCAACAGCGAUGACGAAUGCAUCGUGGAGAAUUCAAAGUGUAUGCACGACAGAUGCGACUGCAAAGUGGACUACGUGCUGGCCAAGGGCGAGCAGCGGUGUUUGAAAGUCGCUUCCUGGAUCGGCGAGAAGUGCGAGCAGCAGUCCCAGUGCCAACUGUUCCUGAAGCAUAGCCAAUGCGGCACGAACAAGACGUGUGAUUGCGUCCCCGGUUCUCACAGACGUGGUCAUCGAUGCUUCGUCGACGUAGAACUGGGCGGCCGUUGUGAAACUCACCAUCACUGCAUUACGACAACGUUGAGAGACUCCAACUCGACCUGGAAGUCAAAAGUGGAUUGUGUUGAUGGAUUUUGCACGUGCAAUGAAGAUUAUACAUUAAUGGAGGAGCUGCAGGAUUGUGUUCAAUUCAGUGAUAAUGGUGCAACGAGAUGGCAGGUAUACAGAAUAUUUCCUAUCAUCGUAAUCAUCGCGAGAUUUUUUUUGCGCUAAAGAUGAUAAUGAUUUGUGUUUAGCAGCAUAAGACUUCGAUUUAUUAGAAUAUUUAAAAAUAAAAAAGUUGGUAAUUUAUGCAAUCUAGAUACGUAUCAUCGUAUUUAUCACCAUAUUUAUUUACAUUGUUAUUUAAAUUAAAACACUUAACUAAUGUAAAUUUGUUAUACUUUAACUAGCAGCUAUAAAUAGCCAAAGAGAAUCAACGUUCUUUUUCCCAGGAAAGCGACAAACCUAUUAAAUUAUUAAUAACAUUGUUUUUUCUUUUUCAAUCAAGUGCACAUAUAACGCGAAAUCAUACCCUAUUCAUAUUUAUAUUUAUACGCGAGCUGGCCAGUUAUGAGUAUCCAAGAUUAUUGAAUCUUAUUAUAGAAAUGACCGGACUGAUCGAGUUCUUAUUAAACUUUAUAAUCGAUCGAGCUUAGGUUUAAUUUAUAUUACAAAAAUGUUGUUGUUUUUUGUUCUGUGAGCCUUAUAAAUAAAGAUAUCAUAAAGAAAA
Messenger RNA from Monomorium pharaonis (pharaoh ant), 2561 nucleotides. RefSeq names its product prion-like-(Q/N-rich) domain-bearing protein 25. The record is from RefSeq and is a predicted model, not a curated record. NCBI's taxonomy places the organism in Eukaryota, Metazoa, Arthropoda, Insecta, Hymenoptera, Formicidae. The coding region runs from base 896 to 2062 and encodes 388 amino acids. The transcript has 8 exons.